Messenger RNA from Ixodes scapularis (black-legged tick), 1026 nucleotides. RefSeq names its product hsp70-binding protein 1-like. Lineage: Eukaryota; Metazoa; Arthropoda; Arachnida; Ixodida; Ixodidae. The record is from RefSeq and is a predicted model, not a curated record. The coding region runs from base 1 to 1026 and encodes 341 amino acids. The transcript has a single exon.
AUGGACGCCAGUGAGCACCCGCAAUUUGCGACAGCCAUGGAACCGGACCUGCCGCCACUAAUGCCAGCUCUAGACCCAGUCAGCCCGCCACUAAUGGCAGCUAUAAACCCAGUCCUCCCGGCACUAAUGCCAGCCGUGGACCCGAACCGCCCGCCACGAAUAUCACCCAUGGACCGGGGCCACCCACAACUACCGAGCGCCAUAGACCCUGAUCGCAUUCAUUGGCUGAUGGAAGCCACUAACCGUCUCCUGGUGAACCCCUACGACGAAAUGAGGCGCAGCCUUCAAUCUAUACGGGAGUGUCUGCAGGAAUCCGAAAACAUCGCCCGAGUCCUGGUGUCCUGCCUGUCUAACGUGGCACGGUUCGUCGACUUUGUAGACUACGCCAAGGACUUCGAGAAGAUGGGAGGAUUCCAGGUGGUACCGGCGCUCCUGGACUACCCGAGCGCCUCCGCUAGGGAGGCGACAUGCAGCCUCAUCGCGGAGCUGGUGCAGAACAACCCACACUGCCAGAGGGCGGCCGUCCUCAGCCUCCGCAAGCUGCUGCGACUCGUGGAACACGAGACGGACGAAGACGUAAGGCUCAAGUCCCUCUACGCCGUGUCCUGUAUGGUUCGACAAAACAGGCAGGCCUUUGAGAAGUUCCAGCAGCUGGGCGGCACGCCGGUGGUUCGGAGUAUCUUGUUCCACUGCGAGUCGGAGAAGCUAAAGACCAAGGCGAGCUUCCUGGUGGCGGCGCUGUGUUCGCAGGAGGAAAGCUUCCGGUCAGACCUGGAGGUGUGCGGGUUCGUCCGGGACGCGGUCGCUCUGCUGCCCAGGAUCCACGGCACCUGCAGGGAGUUUCUGCUGAGGGCUAUGUUCACUCUGGCCAGCAACUCUCCGCAGUUUCUAGAAGCGACAGUGAAAGACGCGCUCGAGUCCACUCUGCAGACGCUCGUGCACGAGCAUCGAGGCAUCCAACAGUUUCAGGAGGAAGUGGAGUAUUCGGAGAAACUGCUCAACAUCGUUCGCGGGGUGUCCACAUAG